AUGGCUUUAGAACAUAGUAAAAAAAGUAGUAGUACCAUACAUAUUCCAGUGUCAGAAAAAGAUAAGUUGUGGUCACCACCAGAGAGAAAAGGUGCUAUAAAAAGGAAUAAUAGACCUGCUGCUAAUAGAUCGGCUUCAGAUAUUGAUGCUGUACUGGGACCUGCUGCUAAUAGAUCGGCUUCAGAUAUUGAUGCUGUACCCCAGUAUACAGCAGGUCCCAGUACAGCUUCAGUACCAUACCAUAUACCAAAUGUAGAACUAAACAUUUCUGACAAUAAAACAUAUGGGGAAGCUGUUUCUAAUAUCUUAUCAAAGGCACAAAGUACAGAUAUGUUGCAGUUUGACAAGGCUGUGCAAGUUAAUUGUAAAGUUCCUUAUAGAAUAAAGGUGUCAAUGUGA
This is a messenger RNA of Arctia plantaginis, 399 nucleotides long. NCBI's taxonomy places the organism in Eukaryota, Metazoa, Arthropoda, Insecta, Lepidoptera, Erebidae. The record is from the annotation of a GenBank genome assembly.